Molecule: messenger RNA, 2103 nt
Organism: Salvia hispanica
Lineage: Eukaryota; Viridiplantae; Streptophyta; Magnoliopsida; Lamiales; Lamiaceae
Source: RefSeq, a predicted model, not a curated record
AUGAAGCUAGCCUUGGUAGUUCUGGUCUUUUCCACCCUAUCCUUUGCCAUAACCCCAACUCUUGCAAUUUCCAUGUCGAAACCCGGGUGUCCAGAAACGUGUGGAAAUGUCACCAUUCCCUAUCCGUUUGGAAUUGGUUCCGAAUGCAGUGCAAACCCCUCAUUCGCAGUUAUAUGCAAAUAUUCAGCAGGAAACUCCACAAGAAUGGUGCCAUUCUUGAACAGCAUAAACCUGGAAAUAGUAAAUGUUUCUAUCUACGGUGUGGUCAUAGUGAAUCUGCCCGUGUUUCCAAUAAAUUGCUCUGAAGGGCGAAGAGAAUCUCUACCUGUAUCACUCACAGGAAGUCCAUUCACAGUCUCAGCACACUACAACACGUUAGUCGUACUAGGCUGCAAGACUGCUGUGUGGCUUCAUGAUAAUGGAAGGGAAGUUGGAGGAUGCUUGCCUAUGUGUGAUGAUGCUAAUUCCACAGACGUGAUCAAUGGCGUAAAUUGCUGCCAGAAAUCAAUACCAAGACGAGUCCAAGAGUUUGAGUUUACUUACCAAAGUAUUCAAACCAGCAACAGCAGUUUCUGUGGGUAUGUAUUUCCUGUUGACAAGAAAUGGUUGCAAAAUGAGGAUUACAAAAGGUAUAGCGGCCUUGUGGAUGACCUGUCGAAUCCAUCCGAUCACGAGUUUGGAUUGGUGCCAUUGGUACUUGAGUGGGAAUAUGACUUGGAUUAUUCUGAAUGUGGGUCAUUGUUUGAUUAUUAUCAAUAUCAGAAGCGAUAUUUAUCUUAUUAUAACAAAUAUGAGUACGUAUCUUCAACAGCAUACUGCGCAUGUGGCGAAGGAUUCGAAGGAAAUCCAUAUCUAAUUGAUGGAUGUGAAUAUUCAGAUGGGCUUUAUAACAACAAUGGAUCUCAAGAUAGCAUUAUAACGCCAUCCAUUGUUCUUGGCUGUGUGGUUGGUGGGUUGAUUUUGGCCACUGCAGCUUGCAAGUUUGGCAAAGCUAUUACAGAGACAGUAAAGGCUAGCCGAAGAUACAUGUUUUAUAAGAGAAAUGGAGGCAUUUUGUUGGAGCAACAGUUGGCUGCUAUUGAGAAUGGUAUUGAAAAAACCAGAUUGUUUAGUUCUGUUGAGUUGGCCAAAGCUACCGAUGAUUACAAUGAGAAUCGGGUACUUGGCCGUGGUGGUGAAGGCGUUGUGUAUAAAGGGAUGUUGGAAGAUGGAAGAAUCGUGGCAGUGAAGAAGUCGGAGAGGGUGAACCAAGGUGAUGUGGUAAACUUUAUUAACGAGGUUGUGAUUGUAUCACAGAUCAAUCACAGGAAUGUGGUCAAGUUGUUGGGGUGUUGUCUCGAAAGUGAAGUUCCUCGUCUUGUGUACGAGUUCGUCCCUAACGGUACUCUUUUCUCUCACAUCCAUCAUCCACAUGAGGAUUUCCCCUUAUUAUGGGAAAUGAGGGUGAGAAUUGCCAAGCAAGUGGCCGGGGCGCUUGCCUACUUGCACUCUUUCGCGUCUGUCCCCAUUUUUCACCGCGAUAUCAAGUCAACCAACAUACUCUUGGAUGAGAAAUAUCAUGCGAAAAUAUCAGAUUUUGGGACAUCAAGAUCAAUUUCUCUCGAUCAAACUCAUGUUACCACACGAGUGGUAGGCACGUUCGGGUACUUGGAUCCGGAAUACUUCCAGUCGAGCCAUUUCACUGAAAAGAGCGACGUUUACAGCUUUGGAGUGGUGCUGGUUGAGCUCCUGACGGGGGAGAAAGCUGUAUCGGUUGUUAGAGUUGAGGAAGUAAGGGGUCUGGCCAUGCAUUUCCUGCAUUCAAUGGAGCAAGAUCAGUUAUUCGAUAUUGUUGAUGCGAGGGUGCUCAAAGAGGGUAAAAAGGAGGAAAUCGAGGCGAUGGCUGAAAUCGCUAAAAGAUGUCUGCAUUUGAAUGGGAAAGGCAGGCCAACGAUGAAGGAAGUUUCGCACCACUUGGAAGGAAUCAGAGUAGAGAUUCCUGAAAACCAGAUACAAAGCAAUAUCUGUGAUCCUAUUGAAGAUAUUGAUUCUGAUGGCUUCUCUUGCAUCUCAGAAAUUGUUGAAUCUUCGUCGUCGGAUGAGUCUUGUGGAAUAAUACUAUGA